CCUCGAACGCCGCUGAAAUUUGAAAUGCAGUUUGAAGGAGCAGUGACUAGUUAGAGUUACAGUAGCUUGAGGGAAACGGCAACAUCGGCUCCAGCGAUGGCCUGUGUUUUGGCCGAGAGGAAGGAGAAGGCUCUCCUGGCCUGGGUAAACAGUUUUGCCCUGGGUGACUCGGUUGGGAAGAUUUGCGAGUUGAGGGAUGGCUACCUGCUCAGCCAGUUACCUGCCAGGCUUGGUGGGAGAGAAGCAGUAUCCUCUGUGGAUCAAACGCCAGCAGAGCGUUUCAAGGAGGUGGCGGACUUCCUGGACAAACAGUGCAGAUUUACUGCUGGAUGUGGCGUCUCCAUCAGCUGGGAGAAGAUCACGGACGCCCUCAGCAGCCACGCCGACAUGGAAUUGGCCAAGGUGGUGCUCCUUCUGUGCCACCACUCUAUGGCAGUGUCGCUGUUCCCGAUGCACAGCCUGGACUAUGACACAGAGUUGGAGCUGGUGUCCAUGUUCCGAUACAUUGUGGAGGACGGCAGCGGAUACUACCUAACUGAGAACCUGGAGCAGUUUCUGACCAGGAAGACUGUGCUGGACGUAUCGUCGUCCAGCAGUGUGUCCAGUUCAGAUGGAGCAUCUCCCGCCCUCCCCCUCAGGAGGAAGACCUCCGUACGCUUCCUGGAGCUCAACACCGUGGCCAGCAACGCUGUUAGCUCUCCCAUUCAGGAGCUAAUGAGCACGCCUCAGUUCCAGCUGUGUCGCCUGAGGAGACAGGUAGCUCAGGAGGAGCAGGUACGAGACGAGCUGGAGAAAGAGUUGUCAGAACACAGGAGCAGCAUACAGGAGAAAGACUCCCAGGUGGCCCAGCUGCAACAUCGGCUGCAGAAGGUGCAGAGGGAGCAGUUGGACCAAGAGGCUCAACACAAGAACACACUGCAGGAGCUGCAGAAUAAGAACGAUGGGCUGCUUCAGCGUCUGCAUGAAGUCCUCCGACAGAGUCAGGAUCUCAAGACUGAUAACCUUCAAAAGGAGAAGCGAGUGGACCACCUCUGUGAUGAGAAUGGACUGCUCUCCACACAGGUGCGUGAGCUGGCUGGGCAGCUGGCGUCGCUAAGGCAACAGAUGAUGCUCCUACAGGAGGAGGAGCUUCAGAGUGGCAGCAGAAAGCAGGAACUGCAGCAGGAGCUAAGCCAAGCGCUGCAGCACAAGGAGUGUCUGAGUGAGCAGCUGGAGAUUGAGCGGGGGAAGGUGUGUGUGUUGGAGGAGGAGCUGACAGAGGUGCGCUUUCGGCCCUGUCACCAUGGAGACGGGGAGGUCAUGGGACCCAUAAUGGAGUGGGAACGUUUGCAGCAGGAAGUGACCAAACUCCAGGUUCAGCUUCACGAAGCUGCCACUGAGAAAGAGGCGGACAUGCUUGCCUUGGACACUGAGCGUUCUGAGAAGAUGGCGCUAUUACAGGAAGUUGCUUAUCACCAACAGGAAGUAACCAAACUGCAGACUCGACUUCGGGAAGCUGCCACUGACAAGGACGCGGAUAUGAUUACCUUGGAGACUGAGCGUUCUGAGAAGAUGGUGCUGCAACAGGAAGUAACCAAGCUCCAGGCUCAGCUUCAGGAAGUGGAAACUGAGAGGGGAGCUCAUAUCGUAGCCUUGGAAACAGAGCUUGCUCAGAAGAAUUUAUUGCAGGAAGAAGUCAUGCAGUACCAACAGGAAGUGACCACACUACAGACUCAGCUUCAGGAAGCUACUGCUGAAAACAAAGCUCAUAUGGUUGCUGUGGAAGCAGGACAUGCUCAGAAGACCUUGCUGGAGCAGGAAGUGACCAAACUGCAGACUCAGCUUCAGGAAGCUGCCACUGACAAGGAGGCGGAUAUGGUUGCCUUGGAGAAUGAGCGUUCUGAGAAGAUGGUGCUACAACAGGAAGUGACCAAGCUCCAGGCUCAGCUUCAGGAAGUGGAAACUGAGAGGGGAGCUCAUAUGGUUGCCUUGGAAAAAGAGCUUGCUCAGAAGAAUUUAUUGCAGGAAGAAGUCAUGCAGUACCAACAGGAAGUGACCACACUACAGACUCAGCUUCAGGAAGCUACUGCUGAAAACAAAGCUCAUAUGGUUGCCAUGGAAGCAGGACAUGCUCAGAAGGCCUUACUGGAGCAGGAAGUGACCAAACUGCAGACUCAGCUUCAGGAUGCUGCCACUGACAAGGAGGCGGAUAUGGUUGCUUUACAAAGUGAGCGUUCUGAGAAGAUGGUGCUACAACAGGAAGUGACCAAGCUCCAGGCUCAGCUUCAGGAAGUGGAAACUGAGAGGGGAGGUCAUAUGGUAGCCUUGGAAACGGAGCUUGCUCAGAAGAAUUUAUUGCAGGAAGAAGUCAUGCAGUACCAACAGGAAGUGACCACACUACAGACUCGGCUUCAGGAAGCUGCUGCUGAAAACAACGCUCAUAUGGUUGCCGUGGAAGCAGGACAUGCACAGAAGGCCUUGCUGGAGCAGGAAGUGACCAAACUGCAGACUCGGCUUCAGGAAGCAGCCACUGAGAAGGAGGCGGAUACAGUUGCCUUGGACAAUGAGCGUUCUGAGAAGAUUUCACUGAAGCAGGAAGUGACCAAACUCCAAACUCAGCUUCAGGAAGUGGACACUGAGAGGGGAGCUCAUAUGGUAGCCUUGGAGACGGAGCGUGCUCAGAAGACUGCUCUGCAGCAGAACGUUCUGCAUUACCAACAGGAAGUGACCACACUGCAAGCUCAGCUUCAGGAAGUCGCCACCAAGGGGGGUGCUGAUCUGGCAGUCUUGGAGAUGGAGCGAGCACAGAGGAUUACUUUGCAACAGGAAGUUACUAAUCACCAACAGGAAGUAACCAAACUCCAGGCUCAGCUUCAGGAAGCUGCCACUGCGAAGGAGGUCGAUAAAGUUGCCUUGGAUGCCGAGCGUUCUCAGAAGAUGGCGCUACAACAGGAAGUUACUAAUCACCAACAGGAAGUAACCAAACUCCAGGCUCAGCUUCAGGAAGCUGUUGCUGAAAACAAAACUUAUAUGGUUGCUGUGGAAGCAGGACAUGCUCAGAAGACCUUGCUGGAGCAGGAAGUGACCCAACUGCAGAAUCAGCUUCAGGAAGCUGUCACUGAGAAGGAGGCAGAUAAGGUUGCCUUGGAGACCAAGCGUUCUCAGAUGGCGGCGCUAGAACAAGGAAUUACUAAUCACCAUCAGGAAGUGACCAAACUCCAGGCUCAGCUUCAGGAAGCUGCUGUUGAAAACAAAGCUUAUAUGGUUGCCGUGGAAGCAGGACAUGCUCAGAAGAACUUGCUGGAGAAGGAAGUGACCAAACUGCAGACGCAGCUUCAGGAAGCUGCCACUGAGAAGGAGGCAGAUAUGGUUACCUUGGAGACUGAGCGUUCUGAGAAAAUGGUGCUACAACAGGAAGUUACUAAUCACCAACAGGAAGUAGCAAAACUGCAGGUUCAGCUUCAGGAGGUCUCCACCAAAGGGGGUGCUGAUCUGGCAGUCUUGGAGAUGGAGCGAGCACAGAGGAUUACUCUGCAGCAAGAAAUUACUAAUCACCAACAGGAAGUGACCAAACUCCAGGCUCAGCUUCAGGAAGCUGCUGUUGAAAACAAAGCUUAUAUGGUUGCCAUGGAAGCAGGACAUGCUCAGAAGACCUUGCUGGAGAAGGAAGUGACCAAACUGCAGACGCAGCUUCAGGAAGCAGUCACUGAGAAGGAGGCAGAUAUGGUUACCUUGGAGACCCAGCGUUCUCAGAUGGUGGCGCUUCAACAGGAAGUAAUUAAUCACCAACAGCAAGUGACCAAACUCCAGACUCAGCUUCAGGAAGCUGACACUGAGAAGGAGGCAGAUAUGGUUACCUUGGAGACUGAGCGUUCUGAGAAAAUUGUGCUACAACAGGAAGUUACUAAUCACCAACAGGAAGUAGCAAAACUGCAGGUUCAGCUUCAGGAGGUCGCCACCAAGGGGGGUGCUGAUCUGGCAGUCUUGGAGAUGGAGCGAGCACAGAGGAUUACUCUGCAGCAAGAAAUUACUAAUCACCAACAGGAAGUGACCAAACUCCAAGCUCAGCUUCAGGAAGCGGUCACUGAGAAGGAGGCAGAUAAGGUUGCCUUGGAGACCAUGCGUUACCAGAUGGCGGCGCUUCAACAGGAAGUUACUAAUCACCAACAGGAAGUGACCAAACUCCAGACUCAGCUUCAGGAAGUUGCCACCAAGAGGGAAGCAGACAUGAAGACUUUGGAGAUGGAACUUUCUAGGAAUACUUCACUAGCGCAAGAAGUCACUAAACUGCGGUCUCAGUUUCAGACAGCUGUGUCUGAGAGAAAAGCAGACCUUGUUUCCUUGCAGACAGAGGUUGCUCAAAAGGUGGUACUACAACAGGAAGUGAUGAAACGUGAAGAAGAGGUGACCAGGCUGCUUUUGCAGCUUCAGGAAGCUGCCAGGGAGAAGCAAGCAGACCUUGUUUCCCUGGAAACGGAGUGUGCCCAGAGGGUGGCGCUGCAGCAGGAGCUGUCUGUGCUGCAGGUGCGGCUGCAUGAGUGGGAGGAGUCUAAGAAGAGGGCGGAGAUUAAGGUGCAGGCCCUGCGCCGGGAGCUGGAGACAGUGCAGACGCUCAACAGCACACUGCAGAGGGAGAACAGCGCCACCCAGAGGCUCGCCGACACACUGCAGAAACAGCUGGAGAUGAAGGAGUACGACAGCAAGAAGGCGGUUGAGAAGAGGAAGCAUGCGGGAGAGAAGAGGAGAGUGGAGCAUGACCUCAGCUCCGACAGCCUGAGCCUGGAUGAUUCUCUCAACUCCACCAGUACGCCGGUGGCGAGGAGCUCUAGGCGGCUGGCCAUGAAACAGGGCUCGGUGGAGACACUCUACUUCACCCCUAUGGGGACGCAGCCCACCACACGGUUACCAGGCGACCGCAUCACCGACUCCGCCCACAAGCUCACCAGCUCCGCACAGCGCAGACGCACCACCCAGACCAUCAACAUCACCAUGAAAAGGAAUGAGAAGCCCAGUCUGCAGGCGGCUCAGUCCCACCCCAACCUGUCUUCCUGUCCUGUUGCCACGGAGCUCCCCACACAGCCUGGCAACCCUGCCACCACAGCAACCGCUGCUGCCAGCGACAACCUUCUCAACCUCCCCGGAUAUCGCCGCAGUAGCAUCUUCAACGCUGCUCCCGCACGAGCCUCCAGUGCCUUCUGUGUGGGGAUGGAGAAUGAGCCUGACCAGGCUGGUGAGGACUGGCUACGCAUCGCUGAGCUCCAGAGACGCAAUAAGAACUGCCCCCAGCACCUCAAGAGCAGCUACACACUAGAGACCAUGCAGGUUUUGGGGGCCCCGUGUGAGGAGGACGAGAUGCGUUUCGGGGACCCCUCGGAGACCCUGCGGAGAGCGUCCACUCUCCCUGGACAGCUGCAGGCCUCGCUGGCCUCCCAUAGGCUCUCAACGGUGCCCGCCAAACGCCCUGCCACCAAUCAGGGCCCAGCCACACCCGAGGUGAAGAGGCAGGCCACCUGUUUCUCACGCCCUCUGACUCCAAAGAACAGGAACACUACACACCUGGCCAAUCAGAACAGCCCGCUAAAGUCUCCGGCUGAGCGUAGGCAGUCCAUGAUGUUCUGCAUCGGUAACACGCCCCAGAAGAACGGUCUGAUCCUGCGCAGCCUCAGGAAGCUCCGCAACAGCACCCGCAAGAGCCCCGCCUCCCGCUCCGCCACCGCUGGCCCCGCCCCCCGCCGCUCGCCGCGCAACAGGAACUCCUCCAAGAAGAUCAUGCUUUAAGAAGACAGAUUUUACUUUUUGUAUGUAAUUGUAUUCUAUUUUAAUGUAAUUAUGUAAUUCAUUUGGCUUUAUUUCAAUUCAAUAAAGAUCAUUUAUAAAUAA
Alosa sapidissima (American shad) is the source of this 5859-nucleotide messenger RNA. It is a transcript of the gene numa1, whose product is annotated as nuclear mitotic apparatus protein 1. Gene Ontology annotation, cellular component: spindle pole; centrosome; spindle microtubule. Gene Ontology annotation, biological process: establishment of mitotic spindle orientation. The transcript is spliced from 22 exons. Gene Ontology annotation, molecular function: microtubule binding. The coding region runs from base 97 to 5757 and encodes 1886 amino acids. NCBI's taxonomy places the organism in Eukaryota, Metazoa, Chordata, Actinopteri, Clupeiformes, Clupeidae. The record is from RefSeq and is a predicted model, not a curated record.